Naumovozyma castellii is the source of this 1215-nucleotide messenger RNA. RefSeq names its product adenosylmethionine decarboxylase SPE2 (gene SPE2). The coding region runs from base 1 to 1215 and encodes 404 amino acids. NCBI's taxonomy places the organism in Eukaryota, Fungi, Ascomycota, Saccharomycetes, Saccharomycetales, Saccharomycetaceae. The transcript has a single exon. The record is from RefSeq and is a predicted model, not a curated record.
AUGACCAUUUCUAUCAAGGAGUUAACCAACCAUUCUUACAUCGACCAUCAACUAUCUGCCACGCUGGAUUCCACAGAAGCCUUCGAGGGUCCUGAAAAACUACUAGAAAUAUGGUUCUACCCGACGAUAUCCAACAUGAAGGACCCUGCCAAGACUUUAAGAUCCAUUAAUGUGGAAAAAUGGGUCCAUAUCUUAAAAUUGGUGCAAUGUGAAGUGUUAUCUAUCAAAUCCACAAAGAUGAUGGAUGCGUUCUUAUUAAGUGAAUCCUCUCUUUUUGUUUAUGAUCAUAAGAUCACUUUGAAGACCUGUGGUACCACCACCACCUUAUUCUGUUUAGAGGAAUUAUUUAAGAUUAUUAAGGAUGAAUUGAAUUGGGAUUUUAAAAAUGAAAAUGGGAAAUUAGAACCAUUUAAAGUUUUUUACUCGAGACGUUGCUUUAUGUUCCCCGCAAAACAACAUUCUAUUCAUAAGAAUUGGUCUGAUGAAAUUGAGUAUUUGAAUAAAUUCUUCGCAAAUGGUAGAAGUUAUUUAGUGGGACGCAACGACAAGGGCAAUCAUUGGAACCUAUACGUCACUGAUACCAAUAAGAUGAUGAUAAAGGAAAGUCCGCAAGAACAAGAAGAACAACCAUAUAAUGAUGAAACUUUAGAGAUUCUCAUGACCGGUUUAAAUCCCAAUUGUGCACAACAAUUCGUUUGCAAUCGGGAUGUAAAAGAUAUCAAGAACGAGCCCUCUACCAACAAUAACAAAGGUGACGCUGAUGAUGAGGGUCACUUGUUGGGUUAUAAUAUGACCAAGAAGUCAGGUUUGGAUAAAAUUUACAAUAACGUCAAAGACGUUUCAUUUCAUCAUGAUGCAUUUGCAUUUACACCCUGUGGCUACUCUUCCAAUGUGGUCAUGGAUGAAGAAUAUUAUUAUACUUUGCACGUCACUCCUGAAAAGGGCUGGUCAUAUGCAUCAUUUGAAAGUAACGUUCCUGUCAACCAUGUCUCUAAGGGGGAACAAGAUAAUGUGCAAGUGUUGAAGCAUGUCUUGAAUGUGUUCCAACCGAAAGAAUUUUGUCUAACCUUUUUUUCUAAAGAGAUGUCAAACGAAUCCUUCACGAAAUUGAUGAACAUUGUCAAACAAGUGACAAGUUACCAAAAGAAGGACAGAAUUAUUUAUGACUUGGAAGACUACCAAUUACUAUACAUGAGAUUCGAACGUUCCGAGUGA